AUGUCCAGCCCAACAGACGGGUCAGGCCAAACCAGACCCAAGAAGAAACUCAUCAUCAAUGCCUUCGUCGAAAUGUGCUCCGGCCAUCAAUCCCCGGGCCUCUGGCGCCACCCCUCCGACCAGUCCCACAAUUUCACUUCCGUCCAACACUGGGUCGAGCUCGCCAAGCUCCUCGAAUCCGCCAGAUUCCACGGCAUCUUCAUCGCCGAUGUCCUCGGUGGCUACGAUGUCUAUCGUGAUUCCCUCACCCCUGCCAUCGUCUCCGGGGCGCAAUGGCCCGUCAACGAGCCCUUGUCGGUAGUCUCCGCCAUGGCGGCCGCCACAAAAUCUCUCGGUUUCGGCGUCACUGUGAGUACCAGCUACGAAGCGCCCUAUCAUUUACACCGCCGCCUGGCGACGGUCGAUCACUUGACCAACGGUAGAUUAGGCUGGAACAUUGUGACGAGUUACUUGGACAGCGCCGCUCGUAACAUUGCGGGACGGGAAAAGCAGGUGGCACAUGAUGAGCGCUACGAACAGGCGGAGGAGUACUUGCGGGUAAUGUACAAGCUUUUUGCCUCUUCGUGGCGGGACGACGCGGUUGUGCUGGAUCGUGAGAGGGGAGUGUAUACCGACCCGGAGGCCGUGAGGCAGAUCAACCACGAGGGCAAGUUCUUCUCCGUCCCCGGCCCCGCCAUUGUUCAGCCCACGCCACAGAGAGUGCCGCUUCUGUUGCAGGCUGGAACCUCCAAAGCUGGCAAGCUCUUUGCUGCGCAGCACGCCGAAGCCAUCUUUGUGAGCUCGCACGCGCCGCAGGUUUGUGCGAAGAAUAUUGCCGAGGUGAGGCAGUUGGCCCGGAAAAAGUUUGGAAGGGAUGGGAGCAAGAUCAAGGUGUUGAGUUUGGUUACACCGAUUCUGGGCAGGACCGAGGAGGAGGCGAAGGAGAAAUUGGCUGAUUACAGGAAAUUUGCGAGCACGGAAGGUGCGCUGGCGCUCUUUGGUGGGUGGACGGGCAUGGAUUUGAGCAAAUAUGGUGAUGAUGAGGAGUUGAGACAGGUUGAGAGUAAUGCUGUGAGGUCGACGGUGGAGGCUUACGCCAGGUUCUCUCCGCCUGACUCAAAGUGGACAAAGCACACCGUUGCAGAGCACGUUUCCAUCGGUGGCAACGGUCCCAUCCUUGUUGGCACACCAGAGCAGGUUGCUGAUGGCCUUGAGGCCUGGAUAAAUGAGGCUGAUGUUGAUGGCUUCAACUUUGCAUAUGCCCUCUUCCCGGGAUCUUUCCAGGAUAUAAUCGAUCUUUUGCUCCCCGAGUUGAAGAAGCGUGGUCUCUUCUGGGACGAUUACGCUGUCCCGGGCGGAACAUAUCGUGAGAACUUCUAUGGUGCCCAAGGCCAGAAGUAUCCGUUGGAGGAGCACAUCGCGUCCAAGUACCAGUGGAAAGCCGGUGUACCAUCCGAGGAGCACAAGAUCCCAGAGUAGGCGUGCAAGUUUGCUCUGUUAAUUGACUUCUUGAAGAUUCCAAAGGCUCUUUUUCUGCGGCAUCAGGCAAAAUAUUUGCCAAAAUGUGCCAAUGAUCAAAAGGUGUUCAGUCUCUUUUGCGUGGUGCCGUGGAGACUCAAAAAGAGUGUGAAGAAAGAGGUUC
This is a messenger RNA of Neurospora hispaniola, 1621 nucleotides long. Its product is annotated as Nitrilotriacetate monooxygenase component A/pristinamycin IIA synthase subunit A. Lineage: Eukaryota; Fungi; Ascomycota; Sordariomycetes; Sordariales; Sordariaceae. Gene Ontology annotation, molecular function: monooxygenase activity; oxidoreductase activity, acting on paired donors, with incorporation or reduction of molecular oxygen. The record is from RefSeq and is a predicted model, not a curated record. The transcript is spliced from 4 exons. Bases 1 to 1458 code for a protein of 485 amino acids.